AUGGCGAUGAAUUCUGAAGAAGACUCAAUUCCUCAAGAUAUUACCAUCCAAAUUUUCUCCUGGCUUCCUGUUAAGUCUUUAAUGCGUUUUAGAUGUGUUUCGAAAUUUCAUAGUUCAAUUGUGUUGGAACCAAAUUUUGUGGAUCUCCAUUUAUCCAAUUAUUCUAAGAUCAAUCGUGGUGAGACUAAGUUGAUUGCCUGCGUAGACGACGUUUGUUACACUAUAGAAGAUCAUCAUGAUGAAGAAGAUGGAAAUGCCACCAAGUAUCAUCAAAUUGACAAUUUUAGUAAGUUGUAUGAUCGAAUUAUUAAUUGUCGUUUAGCUUAUAAUUAUCAUAUUGAGUCGGAUAAUGGUUUGUUUUGUAUAUGGUAUCUGAAGUAUAUUGCCAUUUGCAAUCCCGCUACUAGAGAAGUAAGAUUUCUUCCCGAUGUUCUCAUGAGGGUGUGGACUUUAUAUGUUCAAUAG
Messenger RNA from Solanum stenotomum, 465 nucleotides. Its product is annotated as putative F-box protein At1g47790. The transcript has a single exon. The record is from RefSeq and is a predicted model, not a curated record. Gene Ontology annotation, molecular function: protein binding. NCBI's taxonomy places the organism in Eukaryota, Viridiplantae, Streptophyta, Magnoliopsida, Solanales, Solanaceae. The coding region runs from base 1 to 465 and encodes 154 amino acids.